UCAUUCACAACAGCUCGGCUGAUGGGCGACAGGGUGUGAGAGAACCGGUGAAGUCUGCUCUGGUGUCGGAUGACCAGGUUAUCUUCUGUCUGACUGUCUCUUUGGACAAGCUGCCAGUCAACACACUCAAAGCCAAGGUGUCUGCAUGUGUUGCCCAAGUUCUGGUGCCAACAUAAAAACACAAAAGGCCUUAUAUAUAGAUCCACUGUUUGGUUAGGUUAUCCAUUCUGGGCUACUGUAGAAAUAUAGCGACGAAAUAUGGCAGAUUCUGUGGAGGGGGAUCUGCUCCCUAUGGAGGAGAUGGCUAUAAAUGGCUCAUUCUAAGGGAAUGAACACACAACGAUAAGUAGUUUUACAUGGUUAUACACUAAUAAAAACAUACCUAUUUAUGUUAUAUUCAAUUUCUUCAUCAGUCCUGUAAUGCACACACACAUUGUUACACAAAUGUCCUUUAAUUCAACCUAUUUUACAGUAAAUGUCUGGCAGGCUGUAAAAAUGUGCAUGCGAUGCAAGGAUUAACGUUGGACUAACUUAUUAGAUAUUGUGUGCUAUUUAUAUUUGUUUCAGCUCCAGUGUGGGAACAUUCUAGCUUUAAGCUGUAGCAUUUACUGAUAGUAUGCACACUCAAAGGUAGCAACCACACCGCACAAUAACUGAAUGUGCUAGACAAGGUUCAUUCCAGCUUUUCAUUUUGUCCAUAAUUUCUAUCAGUAAUAAUAACACUGUUCAUCCUAGCUGAAUUGCUGAAAUCUGGGAUCACAGUGACAAAUCUGAUAGGUCAAGAAACAGGAACAGUCAGAUGAUCAUAUUAGACAAUUUGGAAGAGAAAAUGAAGGUUAAAUGAUUACCCAAACUGUCAUCCACUAUCAGCGAAGCUCAGUUUCGUCGUAACAUUGCAAUAAUGGACUAACCCUAAACCUAAUUUAGAAUUUUCCUGUAAGAAAGCCUGAUAAUGAGCCUGUAAUGGAAUACAGUAUAACUCUCUGGUCCUGUUGUGUGUUUACCUGCCUCUCUGUGGUGUCAGAUCAUAGUAACUGUGUGGAAGCAGGAGGAGGAGAAGGUGGAGGUGAGAGAACAUGGCUACCUGACUCUUCUGCAGCUCAGGAGUCCAACACACACCUUCAGACAGGACCUGAGCACCUUCAAGGCACAGGUCAACACCACCCUCAAUGUUCUUCCGCCUCCCAGUGUCCAAUGUCAGCAAAUGACUGUCUCUGGAAAACACUUGACUGUUCUCAAAGUGUUGAACUGCAGCUCUCAGGAGGAGGUAUGUGUCAGAGAUGUGAGGAUUCUUCCUAACUAUAACUCAUCCUACCUCCCCAUAAUGCCAGAUGGUUCGGUUCUUGUAGUUGACAAUGUCUGCCACAAAUCAGCUGAGGUCACCAUGGCUUCAUUCUGUCGGAUGGACGGUGAGUCAUCGCGCUUACCCAGCAAGCUCAGUGCCUUGGAGGAACAGAAUUUCCUUUUCCAGCUGCAACUGCAAAACAAAGCAGAGGAAGAUUCAAGUGAGGGCUUGGAAGUCCCAUUGGUGGCUGUGUUACAAUGGUACACUCCAGCACUCCCUUUCACAAGAUGUAUUUCUAGUUGGUACUCGUUGCCGAGUAUCCGCUUGGAUCGUCCUCAGCUGGUGAUGACAGCUUCCUGUCCCAGUGCUGUCAGGCCACUGGAGCACUUCUGGGUAAAAUACACCCUGCUGAACAACUUGCAGGACUUCCUGGCUGUCCGUCUGAUCUGGAAUUCUGAAGCUCAUAGUCGGGUGUAUCAGCAGGACCCCAGGAUGGGAGCAGUGGUGUGCCAGUCUCCCCUCAACAACCUGGGACAGUGUAGGAAGGGCUCCACCAUCUCCUUCACUGUGGCCUUCCAGAUCCUCAGGACUGGACUCUUUGAGUUAAGCCAGCAUAUGAAACUGAAACUCCAGUUCACGGCCUCUGUGUCCACUCCUCCUGCGGGGUCUCGAUCAUCACUGAGGAUGAGUCCGUCAUCGUCCAACCCCGCAGCCAGAGAGCUGCUAGAGAGACACAGCCUGGGCCGAUCUCAGAGCUUCUCACACCAACAGCCAUCUAGGUCACACCACAUCAGGUCAGGCAGUGUGAUGGAGCAUCGGGCUAUCACACCUCCUGUGGGAUCUCCAAUGGGCAGUGCCCCCUACCUGACCCCUGACCAUACUGUCAUCUCACUAGACAAAAUAGCCAAGAGAGAGUGUAAGGUGUUUGUGAUGGAACCAAUCCAAGAGGCACAGUGCAGGUGUUUUGGGUGCUGAGUAGGGGGAAAAAGAGACCAUUUUUGGUCUAUGUUGCCACAACUAUUUCAAUUUAUUUAGUUCUUCAAUUCCAGAGGAAUGUUCUCAAGAGAAGUAUUAAAAUCUCAGUGACUGGACAAAGGACAGAAAGCUAUAUGUAUAGAGAGAUCAUCUAUAUAUCAGGUAGAUAUUAAUUUAUUCUUAAAACCUUUUACUAUGUUGAAAUGUUUGCCUGAUGACAAAUUUCAUUGUUUUUCAUACUCAACUGACCUGCAGGGUCUGUUGAGAACUCUCUCAUAUCAGCAUUUAUUAGGAGUGAAAUAAUUGGAAGUGUACUCAGUGAACACUGUCCCAAUAACCAGUACCAAAUUAGGUUGCUUUGGGUUUACAGAUACACAUCAGUAGGAAACUGUUGGACUGGUAAAAUAAAACAUCACCUGUCCACAUUUUAACUGAGGUAAAAUGACUGUACUGUUGAAAAACUGUGUCCAGCAGUAACCACACUUAGAAGUCAGUUUUAUCAGGCAACACUUACAUAUAACACAGCUAAUGCUAUAGCAGAGAGACUGCUUCAUCAGGUGAACACAAAAGGUCAUUUCACUGGAAAUUGUGCUGUAACAGCUGAUGUUGUGAGUGUACACAUUAACACACAGUCAUACAAGUCCCACUGGUUUAGCCUGCUGUAUUUGUCAUUAGUUAAAAUAUUUUCAACUUAAAGCUUUCUGCUGCAGUUUGCUUAUGUGUGAAUUGCUGGGUACAGUACAGUUACAAAAUCCUUGCCAGUGGCACCUUGAUGCUGAAAUGUUCAUUACAUUCCUAAUUAGCUGAGUGUUGGAUAGAGUGACAAACAUACUGAUGAUUUACUGUAACUAUCCUGAGACCUUAUCAGAAAUGGGGCUAAAUGUGAUCUUCAUAGAAACUUCUAUCUUAUCUAUCCAGUUGUUGUGAUACAGUAUGUUUGUACCUUUGUACAUUCCAGUGUUGAAGCAGUUACACACUUUAGACAUUACCAGAUCCUUCAUGCUGAGGAUCAUCAGGAUACUGUUGCUGAACAUCACAAUGUUCAAAGUGAGGACCUCAAAUGUGGGAAAUUGUACAACACACACUGCCUUUGUACACUGGAGCAGUCCAUUGAACUCUGUUGAGUCUGACUGAACACAGGUGCAGUUCUGUACAGUUUUGAAAAAACAAAAAACAAUCUGAAUGUUUCCUUUCAUUUCAUUCUUUGGUUUUAAACCUUCUUUCUAAUGACUUAAAUCUUUUAGUCAUAUUUAGUGUGUGAGGAAGAUUAUUGCUAAACCUUUUUGGUGUCAGAUAUGUUUUGGGGUGUCCUGUGUUCUGCCUACUUUAAUGACAAAUAAAGAAAAAUGUCAGCUGCAUACAUUUCAUAGUGUUUUCAUUUCCCCAUAAAGUAUUGUGACAUUAAAGUCUCCACACCAUUUUUCUCUUCUAGCAACACUUCCUGAGAUCUCAUGAAAUAUUGAUUAUUGCCAACAUUUUGCAAGGAUUGUAAAAAUGUAUUUCUUUCAUGGCUCUUCUGGGAUUUCUAUCAGUAUACAUUUAUACUUAUUUGGGACAUUGAGUCUUCUAAGUGCUGAAAUAUUUGAUAACAAAUGUUACACAACUUCUAUCUUGUCUUCAAAUUCUCUCACAUCUAACGGCUGUAGUCUGACAUGGUAAAUUGUGUGGACUAAUCAUGUCCGCCUUUUUCCUGCAUCAGACGCAUUACCUCUCUCUAUCAAGUAUUUUGCAUCAGACAAUCUACGUUUUGACCUGUUAGAUGGAAAUUCUGAGGAUCACCAGACUUAUCACGUGGUUAUGUCUGUGCCAAAUUUCACAGCAAACAUGGCUAAAAAUCCCUGUUGUGUAAAAAUAAAAACUAUGAGCUUGA
This is a messenger RNA of Lates calcarifer (barramundi perch), 4130 nucleotides long. It is a transcript of the gene trappc14, whose product is annotated as trafficking protein particle complex subunit 14. Gene Ontology annotation, molecular function: alpha-tubulin binding. The transcript has 12 exons. NCBI's taxonomy places the organism in Eukaryota, Metazoa, Chordata, Actinopteri, Centropomidae. The coding region runs from base 1205 to 2260 and encodes 351 amino acids. Gene Ontology annotation, biological process: cilium assembly. The record is from RefSeq and is a predicted model, not a curated record. Gene Ontology annotation, cellular component: TRAPPII protein complex.